GCAGCACCUCCUGACUUCAGCCGAUGCCUUCGUCGUCCCGCCCCUCCCCCGAAGCGACUCCGCGGCCGCCCGGCGCUGCAGGCCGCUCGCUCCACCCCCCGCAGCCGAGACUGCGGACUUCGUGACCCCGUCCUCCGGCCUGUCGGUGCCGGAGCCGCCCGGGACUGCGCAGCGCCCCGCGUGCCGCCAUGGGAAAGUCUCUUUCUCAUUUGCCUUUGCAUUCAAAUAAAGAAGAUGCUUUAGAUGGAGUGCUGUCCACUGAAAGCAUGAGGAAUGGACUGGUUCAUAACGAAGUCCACAAUGAAGACGGCAGAAAUGGAGAUGUCUCUCAGUUUCCGUAUGUGGAGUUUACAGGAAGAGAUAGCGUCACUUGCCCCACUUGCCAAGGAACAGGAAGAAUCCCUAGGGGACAAGAAAACCAGCUGGUGGCGUUGAUUCCUUAUAGUGACCAGAGAUUGAGACCAAGAAGAACAAAACUGUAUGUGAUGGCUUCUGUGUUUGUCUGUCUGCUCCUUUCUGGACUGGCUGUGUUUUUCCUGUUCCCUCGCUCUAUCGACGUGAAAUAUAUUGGCGUAAAAUCAGCAUAUGUCAGUUAUGAUGUUCAAAAGCGUACAAUAUAUUUAAAUAUCACAAAUACACUAAAUAUAACGAACAAUAACUACUAUUCUGUGGAAGUUGAAAACAUCACCGCUCAAGUUCAGUUUUCAAAAACGGUUAUUGGAAAGGCACGCUUAAACAACAUAACCAAUAUUGGACCACUUGAUAUGAAACAAAUUGAUUAUACAGUACCUACUGUUAUAGCAGAGGAAAUGAGUUAUAUGUAUGAUUUCUGCACGCUGUUAUCCAUCAAAGUGCAUAACAUAGUCCUCAUGAUGCAAGUUACUGUCACAACAACAUACUUCGGCCACUCUGAACAGAUAUCCCAGGAGAGGUACCAGUAUGUUGACUGUGGAAGAAACACAACUUACCAGCUGGGGCAGUCUGAGUAUCUAAAUGUACUUCAGCCACAACAGUGAAAAUGGAAAGAGAUGCAUCCUAUUUCUGAACUCUCAGAGAGGAGGUACUUCCUAAUAGGAGAUCUUAAAUUGAAUAAGCCUAAAAUUUACAAUUACUUUAGGAGUACAGUUCCAAGUAUGUAGGCUUGCAGUUACUGCAACUCUGCACUGUGUGUUUAUGAUAUAUUUGUACCAGGAUCUUUUACUUGGGUCUAAAUUUACUGACUGGUGUUCUCCCCAUCCCCAAAGGGAAGAACUAAGAUUCCCUGUGUUGUACAGUGAAUAAUUAUUUUAAAAUCAUAGUUCUAAUCAAUAGCUCUACUGAAAGCAAUUUUAGUGAUGAACAUUAUUUGAGAAAUUUGAUUUUCUGAAUGUUUUUAUACAGCAUUAUUGAGAGCCUACUAUUUGUGGCCCACUUUUAAAGAGUAGCCUUUUUUCCCUGUUUUAUAAAUAAAUUCCCAUUGUCACAUGGCAUUAUUUUAACUACAUGUAUUUUAGCUUCUAGCUAAAUGUCUUAGCUUUUCAUUUGUUGAAAUUCUACUCAUUUGCAUGUUUUUGUCAGUCUUAUUUCAAGGUAAUGAUUGUAUAACAAAAUAACCUUUGCAAAAUUCUAUACCUAAAAUUUAAAAAAAUACUCUAAAUAAUGUGUUUUUCAUAUCUUUACAUACUACAGUUUUGUGAAAUUACCAUGUGAUUUUCAACAUAGUCACUUAAUGUACAGUACUGUAAAUAGACUGCAUGGCUUUUGUAUAGCUUUAAUAAAUGUCAAAUGAAUGGCACAGAUUCAAAAUUAAAACAAGUUGCUCAUAAAAGUGAAUAAAAUACUAAAAUGAAAUUCAGAAACCUAUAGUGUGAAUAGCUUCCAGUUAUAUCUUGGAUCUGAUAUGAAAUAGAUUUGAAAAAAUAUUUUGAUGCUCCAUUUUUUAGUGUUACCUUUCCUACGAAAGCAUGGUGUAGACACUUUUCACAACUCCUAGGUAUCCGGUCAUCAACUUCUGUGAAUGUUUUAGAGGAAGAAAUUAUUUCUUUGACAGAAAUUAUUCAAGAAAUCCUGUCAUUAAAUGAUAGUGGCUACAUCAAACUAAUACUUUUAAAAAUUUAAUCACUUUGAGUAUCACUUGGAUAUGAUGCCUAUAGCAAUUACUUUUUUUAGUUUUCUACUUUUAUUUUAAUUUUAUUUAAAAUUGUUUUCAAGUGGAAACUUACCUUGCUGUUAUUUAUUUCUACCACUUUCUGUUUCAUCUUUUUUCCUUUUCACUUACCAAGUUCUUAUAAGAACUUGUUAAAUACAUGCCAGUAAGUGUAGGAGCUGAGUAUGACACCAAAAAAUAAAUAAAUAAAUAAGUGUGGUUUGGGGUUCAUUUCAUGCUGUUACCAAAUGACACAAGUCAGGUUUCCCUUCCCCUCACCCCCAAGUGCCUAACAAAAGUCUGAAACACAACCUGUUUUUCAUUCUAAUUCUCGCAGCUAGAAACAAGCCUCAGUGGCUUGUUUAAUUCUGUCUUUAAAUACACUGAGGUCCCCUCCUAGCUUUCAUGUCAUUUCUGCAGGUCUCCUGAGUGAACAUUUUAAAUGGGUGGUAAGUGCUUUUUAUUUAUUUAUUUAUUUUUUGGUUAUGCUUGUUUUCCUUACUCCAUUGCCAACUCAACCAUCUUACUAUUAAGCAGAAAUCACCCCCUUUAAAUGCGUUAUGAACUUCUGGUCAAAUGCAGUCUUUAUUUUCAUUUUUCUUCUGCUAUGUUUCCUGACUCCACCCACUUUCCUGGAAACUGCACACACCUCUAAUAUGUUGAUUCUGCUUGUGUAUUUAAAUCCUUUUCACUUCGUUUUCCCUCAUCCUGACAUGCUUUCUGUGUGUGAUCUAGGGCCCCUUUCACCUCACAAUUCUAGUCCUUCUACUUCAGAAACCAGCGGCAUCCGUGCUGGGGCAUCAAAGUCUGCCUCUCUCCAAAUGACCCGACCAGCCACCCACCUAGUCUCACAUGUAUGACUCUAGUGUAAAAUCACGCGUUAACGAAGUUUCAGCGUAUCCUUUGUGUUUUGUUCCCGCUCUGUCUUCAUGCCCCUUGUGCUUCCGAAUCACCAUUCACUGCUUCAGAAUCAAACAGAUUUUUGUCCUGGGCAGGCAGGAAAGUGGGUGAACAUUUGCUUUUACUGACUCAAUUUUGAAUCUUUUCGUCAGCCUUUAAAUUAAAAACCCUUUUUUUUACAUCCAGUUUUAGUAGAAUUGAGUCAGAAAAAAACUACAAUUAAAAAUAUGUAGAAGAUCAGUAACAGAGAAGAUUGCCUGUGAUUGCUUUCAGAGACAGUGAAGUAACCACCACGAUGAACUUGGAACUAAACUAAACUUGGCUACAAAUUAAUAAAACUAGAAAAAUAGAUUCAGAUGAAGCAAAAGUGUAGCCAUAAAAAAAAAAAAAAUCUGAAAACAAUGCGUGAAGCUUGUAGCUGUUUUUAGGAAAGAGUCCAUCCAGUGUGGUUUUGCACAUGGAAGUAGGAUAGGUAGACAUGCAUUUUCAACGUCAUUCUCAGGCCUUGGUCUCAGAGGACACGGUAAACCGUUCUAGAUGGUAAAGCGAAUAACUGAUACUUCAGGAAUAACUUCCUGCUGAACUACACCUUGGCAGACUGACUGGUCAGCCCAACCAAAUCCAUCCUGUUAACCAGCCCCUGUGUGUUGGCAACUGUGUAUCCACAUCACUGGCAUUUUAGAGUUCUGCCAUGUGCUUUUCUUCCAUGAUUUCCCUCAGUCCUGUGGGGAAAGGGGGUCAUGGGAUCGUUGUCUUCUAGAAGAGGAAGGAGAGCCAGGGAGAAGUUGAGGGGUUUUGCUUACAGACCACAUAUUUCAUCAAGAAUUUAGCUGGGGCCAGACCUAGUUUCUCUGUCUCCCACAUCUGUUCUGUAUCAAGUAUUUGUCAGUCAUGUGACAGCCCUGCCGACAGCUGACUCAGCAGGGAUGAACCGGAGAAGUUCCAUAGUCAUAGUGACAAUCAGAACUGCACUGAUGGACUAGUAUUUUAGUAGCUUAAAGUUGCUCUCAAUUUAAAUGGAAAAUGAACAUUUGUUAACACUUUGGAGCAUACUCUAUAGCUUAACUUUUCUGUUGAAAUUUAGCAUGUCAUUCCUAUAAAGAUAAAACUGAUACGUUGUGAGAGUAAAUUAUUUAUAAAUAAUAGAGAUUGGUGUAUUUGAGAUUUGAAUAAGAAUACUAUGAAAACACCAGAAAUCAGAUAAAUUGCUUGAAAUUCCCACAUGACCAUCUGUACUGUGGUAUGCAAUAUUUAAGUGAAUGUAGUUGUUUUGUUUGUUUGUUUGCAGUUUUUCUGUGCCUUUUUGUUGUAUUAGGCUACUGAGGUAAUAUUUUCUCUAAAAUUCUUGACAAGAAAAUAGAAGUUGCUUCAGAGCUUCAGGUUUUUAGUUUGGAAAUGACAGCACAAUGUUAAAAUAGGAAGGAGGUGACUCUCAAAACACAGUAAAAGUAAACCUUAACCCAGUGAAUCCUUUGGGGUUCUUGGGCUGUUACUGCAGUAUAAUUCUGAAUAUUCCAUUAGAGGGCAAGGCCCUACCUCUCCCUCAUUCUGUUCAUUUGUUUUUUAAAGUUCUUAGAAUAAACAGUUCUUUAUAUAAUAACGAUUUCUUAUUUAAGAAAAUAGUUUCAAUUAAGUACUUUUUAAAAAUGGAAAUUUUUAAAUGUACAAAUGCAUAUCAGUCUUCUUCAUUAGCAAUAUGUUAAAUUUCUUAGUUUCUUAGGUUAUAAGCCAAACAUUACUUGUCAUAAUGUCUUCGGGUAAUAACUUUUAGCUCACAAUGUCAGGAAGCAGUAGCUGCUUGACACAAGUACAUCUAAGAGUAAUUAGUUUUAUUUCUCUAUUUUGUAAAAUCAGCUUUUAAAUGAAAUGUGUAUCUUAAACUUUUAUUUUAAAUCAAUAAUGUUACAUUUGAGAUGGUGGGGUAAAAUGACUGUUAAACAUUAUUUCUUUAAAAAUAUUUUUACAUUAAAACACAUUAUUAUUAUUUGUGAUGUAUAUGGAUUAAAAAUUUAACUCUAUCUUCUCAUUUCAAAUAAACAUUUUCACACUGGAUUUUUGAGAUUUAUCCUUUAUCUGGAUAAAAUAAAGUUAUAUAAAGUUAGGAUAGGGAUAAAAUGUUAAUUUCCAUUUUUAAACUAGUAAUAUUAUUUUUUAAACUAGUAAUGUUAUUAUCUUUGUAAUUCUUUAGCACAGGCUCUAAAUUGAAGGAUAGAAUGUGGUCUGUAUUUGACCCUAAAAAUGUUACAUAAAUUGAUUUAACAAAUAGAUGCCAAGUUUUUCAUAGCUAAAUGUAACUCUUCUCAAGGAAGUUGUUGCCUUCUGUUUAAUUACAUUAAUUGAAAUGUAUUUAAGAGAAAUGUUUUCAGCAUAUUUUAUAUACUAAAAAACAAAAAGGAUUAGUAUUGGGCCAAUGGCCAAAAGGUAAUAUUACUACCAUGUAGACUGUCACAGUUCAAAUUGUCCCACUUCCCCCAGAAUUUUAGAAACUAGAAGUCUGGGAGAUAUUGUAUCAGCUAUAGUUGGGUGAUUCUAAGUGCUGUAAGUACUUUUCCUGUCUAAUUAUUGUGUGAGAUAGAACGAGUGCCAAGUUGCAAAACAUACAGAAUUGCAUUAUAAAAUGGUUAAUAUUAGGCAUAAAAUACCAGCAAGCCAUGCCUUCUGUGUUUUGUCUUAUAUUUUCUUUUAUAACUAAAAAAGAUUUUGAAGAUGAUUUGAAAUGCUUGCUAACUUGACCCCUUGGUCAGACAUUUGAAUCCUGAUAUUACUAGAUUCUAACCCUUGACUCUAAUUGUGGAUUAAAGAGUAAUAAAGAAUCUGAAAGUGUGUGUGGACAUUUACUCUUUGUUUCUGUUAUGAAGAGGACUCCAUUAUGGCACAAUGAUUAACUUGCAGAGUUGAGCAGUUCUGUAAUGGUUAACUAUUAUUGCUGUUCAUGUAACAAAACAUGCUUAUGACAGUAGUAAACGAAUAGAAAUGCCCCCACGAUGCUAUUUUUUUAAUUCAGUUGUAACUGUUACUCUGGUAGUUGUGUAUGACAAAAUAAAAUUUGUCAAAUUUUAGCAUGAAAAAUAAAGUUUGUAUUAGUGAAGUA
Messenger RNA from Oryctolagus cuniculus (rabbit), 6116 nucleotides. RefSeq names its product transmembrane protein 106B (gene TMEM106B). The record is from RefSeq and is a predicted model, not a curated record. Gene Ontology annotation, biological process: dendrite morphogenesis; lysosomal transport; lysosome organization. Gene Ontology annotation, cellular component: lysosomal membrane. Lineage: Eukaryota; Metazoa; Chordata; Mammalia; Lagomorpha; Leporidae.